GCUCGUCACCUCCCUGAUAUUGCGAUGCUUUUGCUUUUAUGUCCCGCCUUUCCAUAUGCCUGCCUGCCUGCCUCUAUCUAUCCAUCCCCCUCCCCACUUACUUUUCCUUUUCUCACUUUUUUUGUUUUUACUCUUUUUUGUUUUUAAUUUUAAUGUUUGAUUUUCUAAUGUUUCACUGUUUCUCAGUUGCCCGUUUGUCAUGUGCAGGGCUGCUCUGCUUUGUGCCCGUCCUUCUUUCCUUCCUUCCUUGCGUACUAUCUUCGCUUGCCGUGUCGUGCUUCUCGCUUGACUCGACUCUCCAAUCGCCCUCGCACCUCUGUCCACGCAAUUUCGGGCCACCUUGUGUUUCUAGCUGCCGUUUGGUUUAAAGACACAGCUAUGCUAAAUUAGAGGUUGCUGAAUUUUGAGAAGAGGACGGUCGUGUGGUUUACUUGUCGCGGUGAUGCUGUGGCAUUAUGUGGUCUGGUGCAGUUAGAGGGUGCACAGUGCGAAUUGCUUGAUCUUCCCGGGGUAGAAAUUUAAAAGGAAACAGAAGUACUAUUCGGUUCUUGAUCUUCAAUCAUACGCCAAAGAUCCUGAGCCCUAGAAGAGUUGGGACGCAAUUCUUGCUCCUGCAGUUUGACGAAGAUUUUUGGAACAAAACAGGCCUUGUCUACAAAUCCUGUCGAUGGUGGGAAACAAAAUAAAGAAAUCUCUCGCAUGUUGACUUCCAAGGAAACUUUUCACCUAAACCUCAACGCAUCGGAAGUAGAGCACAGAUGUUAUUUUUGUAAAAAUAUAUCUACAGAGCCUGGAAUCGAUUUCACUCGAAGGAGUAUCGAAGGCCUGUACUUUUUUACAAACUAAGAUUUGUUUUAAAUCACAAGCCAUAGGGAUGACUGAGCAUUCCCAAGGACCGGCUGGUGGUCUUGGUAACGGCAAUCGAAAUUGGUCUGUUAGCAAGCAUGAACCGCUCGAAGAGGACAAAGUUAUGGACGGAAGUUUCUCUUCCAACCCGCUUGAUUCGUCUACUGUCUCUGACACUGAUACUUCUAAGGACUCCGAGCUGGCUAGCGAAAAACAUGUAGGAAGUAUGGCACUUAUCCCUCAAGUGACGCAGACUGACAAUCAUUUAGAAGAUGUGUCGAUCGUCCCUCAUACGAAUCAGAAGCUCAGCAUCGAAGCCUUGAGGGAAAGGUUAAAGGAUAAAUUAAAAGAGAAAUUGAAGCCAAAAUUGAGGCGUAACUUGAAGCAUCGACAGGGAUCACCUUUACCAGUUAUUCAAUGGGAUUUUAAUCAAAAGGUUGCCUUGCCAAAUCGAAAUGAGGAAGCUAUACAUGUAGAAAAUCAAGCUUAUAAAAAAAUAAUUGCAAGUGAUGUAGCACCUUUGAAGGUGCUACCAGCAGCUGUCAAGACUGAAUCAGAGCAAGGCGUAUUAACUGUUCCCUCUUCCCUCUUUUCUUUAGGAAAGGAAACAACUGGACAACUAAUUGUACCAAAUGGAUUGAAAGAACGGAAAAAGGUCGGAAAGAAAACCUCGCAGCUGUCGCGUGUUAACCGCUUUGCAGAUAGUAUCUUGCAAUUUGUUGGAGAUAAAUCUGUACCCGAGAAGCUUAUCCGAGGUGCCUUGGGGAAUAAUCCUGAUAUCAGCAAAGCCAUCAGAUUGCUAUUGUCAGAGAAGAGGCUCAAGCGACUUGGGGAUGGUGGGAAAGGCUGUGCUUACGUUUACGUGAGAACUGACCUGGCUGAGUCAAAACCAAAUGCAAAAGAGCUUGAUGAAGUGAAGUUGAGCGCACAAGCCAUGAUUAUUGAGCGGGAGUUUGUUCGUGAGUUAGAAAGGACGUUCCCAGCAACCAAUAAAUUAGAUCCUUAUGCUUGGGAUAGAUGUGGAAGGAUUCAAGGGGAUCAUCUCCAAUGUGAUGUGUGAUUUUUUGAGGGUUCUCCGGCACAUCUUUGGCAGCGCACAAUUGAUGAGGGUGCAAGUGUGGAUAUAUCUUCCAGCAUCACACAUGUUUCUCGAUCUCAAAUUCAGAGUCGGCAGAGAGCACCUUCAUGCUGCAGUUGUUGAUGAGUCGCUAUCCGUGGUAUCUUGGUCAAUGUGUUGUUUUACGAAGCCUGUACCUGAGGCCUUCCUUAUUAGCGGGAUUUUGCGGGAACAAUUCGCUUACAUUGUCAGAGACCUGUGCAACAAUUUGCACAUAACUUCAGUGCACAGAAAUUUUCUCAAAAGCGUGGAUGCAUGAUGGAGAGUUGUAAAAGCAUUCAAUUGGAUUCAACCACAUCGGCAAAGCUCAUGGAUGGUAGUUGUAGAAUCCCCACUCCUGAUUUUGUUCGUAGGUGAGGUAUUGCGUUCGUUCAAUCUUUAGGAUAUGGAACGAAGUUACCAUUCUUUGAACUUAACAUUCUCUUAGUUCAGCCAUCAACUCCGAUGUCUGUGGGGAUCUGUUCCAAUGCUCCAGAUCUUACUAUCUUGUAGGACUAGGAAUGAAGCCUUGGGGAAACUAUUACAAUUAUCACGAAUUUCCUCAAAAAAUCUUUUCGGUCAAUAGUAGAACAAGAUCAAAGAUGGAAACAACUUGUAUGAAUGCCGAAGAAUCUGCGUACUUAAUUUGCACACUUCAGAAGUUAUUCGAGAUUGCAAUUCUAACAGGUCAUGUUUGAGCUUGCCUCUUGCAGAACCUGAAAUCUGGGAGUGUGGGUUCGUGCAAAGACUGCAAGAGCUUGGGUCGUUAGUAGUGAAAAGCACUAGAACCUUUCGGUGUAAUGUUUGGUUACCCUGAUUAUAUCAUCGGUAUUCUGUAAUGUAUGAACGAGUCAUUGGAGUGACCAAACUUCUACUCGAGUUUUUGGAUGGGCUUAAACUGUCUUGACUGUCA
Messenger RNA from Physcomitrium patens, 2855 nucleotides. Lineage: Eukaryota; Viridiplantae; Streptophyta; Bryopsida; Funariales; Funariaceae. The record is from RefSeq and is a predicted model, not a curated record.